AUUCAGCCGGCAUAACAAGUGCAUGUGUCUCGAUACCGACGCCGCACUACGCCUUGUAAUACGUCAUAUCGGCAAAUAAAUAGUCGCGAGUGCUCGUCAUGUAAUAUGUAAGUGUACGGCCGCGCAUGCGUCGUGGUCCACUACAGUUUGACCAUGUUUAGACGCUUCCCCAGUGCAUAAUGGGUUGGAUACUACAAUGCCUCUUCUGGGUCACUUUGACUACAACUUCAGCUUACAACUACAGACAGUUCAGUCCCGACUACGUCGACUACAGCGGGUACACCAGCGGCCACAAUAGGGCACAGGCCAGACGGAUAGACUAUCACACUAUCCAGUCGUACGUCAAUGAAGACAACGGUAACCCAGAACGAUAUACUAAUAGUUUUAAGACCCAAAGACCCACACACGAACGUUCAAUCGCUGUUGACAGCGGAAUACAAAGGAUCCAAGAAAAAGAAAAGAGAAGGGUACAAUCAUGGGUUGAUAACUCGGGGCCACGGUCGGAAAAUGGCUCGUAUAAGAUUGUUAACAGGCCUGUCAAGUACGCGACUAUACAUACAAGAAGAGGGUCAAAUGACCAGCGGCCGUUAGAUAGCGUGGUGUUCCCGGGGCGCACAUCUGCGGAGAAGUUCCAGCCGGAAAUUCCCUCCGACUGCAUGGCCAUGGGCGUCUGCGAGACUAUUCCCAACUACCCGCAGGACGUCGUCAAUAAUAUUAUAAAUAAGCUGGGCGAUAAGAUAAAUAAUUUCCAAUUGGACAAACUGGAGCCAGAAAUUGCGCAAAGGCAGGGUCCAGAGCACUCUGUGGUCGACCUCUGCAUCUCUAGGGAAAAGGUAUUGAGCCCGGAAGCCGCGAAGGGCAAGGACGGCAAAUGGUACGUCAUCUUCAACAGGAAGGACAAACCUAUACAAGGAUACCGUGUGGAAAUAUGUCAAUCGAGCAAGCAAUCGUGCAAUAGUAUAGCGGUGUUCAAUAACGGCUACACGAGCGCGUGCAAGCAGAAGUUCAUGGAGCGACGGAUGACAGCUGUCGACGUCGACAGACAGGAGCUGAUGUACGACAUGCCCUUCCACCUGCCCAGCUGCUGCUCCUGCGUCGGAAUACAUAGCAGUGGAGUAUAGAAACCUCGGGAAGUCAAUGAACGACGAAGCUGCUUACAGCCAUAGAAUAAUUGAUAAUAAGUACUACGUAUAGACUGGUAAUUCUCCGCCCUGCGACUAAUUUAAAGGCCCUUAGGUUAUACUAAAAUGAAGGGGCAUUACCAUGGCAAAAAAAAAUAAUAUAAUUUAUUACACAUAAAUAUAAUUGUUUCUUUUACCUGCUUCAUUUUUGUCCUUGACUGUUUUCUCCGUAAAUCUCUGAAUAAAUAAAAUUAAAAAUCACAUCCCAUGCCUUUUUAAAAAAUUAAAAUCACUAAAUUCUCUAUUUUUUGAUCCCAUAUUACGUAACUACUUUGGAUUUCACUAAUAAAUAACUCUGUAUCAAAAUCGGAAUUUGCCAAUGUUGCCAUGAUGAUUAAUUCAUGUUUGAAUGAGUCUGUACAAAAUGGCGUCCACGUUGCUAUUCGCAACGGUGACGUUGCGCUGCGCAUGCGCGGCGAAUUCGUUACAUGUCCGCAACGCAUUCGCUGCGUGCCCGGUCCGCUCCGCAGCCGCUUUCGAACCGCUAGUAUGAUAAGACCCUUAUUUAAGAGCCACGCUCUUGUCGGUGUAGCAUUCUCUAUGCUACGUUUUAGGGAAAAAUAGGGCAGUGGUUUCCCUCUUGCCUUCUGCCUUAUAAUAAAAUGACAUGUCAUUUCACAUGACAUGCCAUUCUACAUGUAGAGAGACGAUAUUAUAAUGAUGCCGUUGUUUUGAUUAGAAAAACCAUGGUAAUUUAUAAUAAGUAACUAAACCACAAACCAAUCAAGUUUGAUGCACACACAGCUGAAAAGCGAUACAAACGGAACUUUGUUUGCAAUUAUAGAAAACUCCACACGAGAUCCGCUUUCUCCGCCUUCCCAGCUUUAUGUGCUGCAACCAUUAAAUAUCGUCUUCUUCUCUCGCGAGGGUUGUAAGGUGAAUUAUAUUACAUCAUCAGCCCUGGUGUCACGGCUCAUGUGACAACUACAUACUUAAGAACAUAGUAACCGGGGCCGUCUGCAUAACGUGCCCUCCGAAGCACAGAUCGUCCUACUUUUGGGGAAUUGGGUGAUCAGCCUACGAUGUCCUAACCAAACUGGGGAUCACAAAGUGUUUUUUGUGAUAUAUGCCCAACGGGAUUCGAACCCGGGUCCCCGGAUUGUGAGCCUAAUGCUCAACUACUGGACCACAGAGGCCGUCACCAACAUUAACUAUAAUAUUGAUUCUUAUAUUCACAAUUAUUUCUCAAAUUAUAUGUAUUUAAUUUAGUUUCAUUUAAAACUCUUAAACUUUUCACUAAGCCACGUGGAGAGGCUUUCUCUUUCCAUUUUGUAAUACCUAUCUGUGAUUAGAUUACAACUGUAAUUUGUAUUAUUUGUAAUCUUAUACUGUUACUUAUUGUAUUUUAUUUUAUAUUGUAGUAUAAGAACUUAAUAUAUAAGUACUUUAGUGUAUUACAAUAAAUGACAAUAAUAGUAUAAGUAUGAUAGGUACCUACUUUGUUUCAAAGGUUUGUUUUCAGUUUUCCAUUUUUAAUGUGUUUGAGUUGAAUAUAAAAUAAAAUGAAUUAUAAUGAA
Messenger RNA from Pectinophora gossypiella (pink bollworm), 2698 nucleotides. RefSeq lists its product as uncharacterized. NCBI's taxonomy places the organism in Eukaryota, Metazoa, Arthropoda, Insecta, Lepidoptera, Gelechiidae. The coding region runs from base 180 to 1121 and encodes 313 amino acids. The transcript has 6 exons. The record is from RefSeq and is a predicted model, not a curated record. Gene Ontology annotation, cellular component: extracellular region. Gene Ontology annotation, molecular function: Toll binding; growth factor activity. Gene Ontology annotation, biological process: regulation of Toll signaling pathway; central nervous system formation; innate immune response.